AUGCCUUUUGGAUUGAAGAAUGCGGGGGCAACAUAUCAGAGAGCCAUGAACCUGAUUUUCCAUGAUAUAUUGGGGAAGAUUUUGGAGGUUUAUAUCGAUGACGUGGUGGUGAAAUUGCAGAAGAGAGGAGACCAUAUCGUGGAUCUUAGAAAGGUCUUCGAGAGAAUGCGGCAACACAAGCUCAAGAUGAACCCCGCCAAAGGCGUCUUCGGAGUUCAGGCAGGUAAGAUCCAGCCCUUUUCCCCACUACUGAAGUUGCAGGGACAAAACGAGUUUGUAUGGGAGUCUAUACAUCAAGAGGCUUUUGAUAAAAUUAAGGCCUAUUUGGCGAGCCCGCUAGUACUUGUUCCACCUAGAGCUGGAUUCCCAUUGAAGCUGUAUAUAUCAACAGCUGAGGCUUCCAUUGGAAGUCUACUCGCUCAAGAUGACGAGGAAGGCGUCGAACAUGCCAUCUUUUACCUCAGUAGGACACUUACAGAUUGCGAAACAAGGUAUACUCCAAUGGAGAAGCUGUGUCUUACACUAUAUUUCUCAAAAGCUGUGAAGGGACAGGCCAUUGCAGACUUCUUAGCGCAUCACCCUACGUUGGAUGUCCCCACAGUGAAAGAAUUAGAGAUAGCGACUACCACCACUCGACCAGAUUUGGCGCGCAUUCCAGAAUAUGCUUUGGAGUUUAAGUGCACCAAUAACCAAGCAGAAUACGAGGCCCUUAUUAUUGGCCUGGAGCUUCAAGAGAAGUUCAGGUGUGUCAGUUGCUUGCUCGUACCAUACUUGAAUCGCGCUGUUGAGCUCCUGGACCAAUUUGAUGACGUGGGUUUAGAGCACAUUCCUCGCGAGCGCAACUUCGCGGCUAAUGAACUCGCUCAACUGGCUACAGGAAUUACAUUGAAAUACGGGGUCUGCGAGCGCAUUCUGAAGGUUGAACGAUGCACGCUACCUUCGUGGCUUAUGCGACCUGACCGGCCUGACAAACCGGUCAUCGCGGUCCUGGAACCUAUUAACGUAGAUUGGCGCAUCCCUUUGAUAGAUUACCUCAAGCAGCCAGACCCCAUCGCAGACAGGAAGAUCCGUUUCCUUGCUUUAAAUUACUUCCUCAGAGGAGAAGAGCUACGUCAACGCGGUGAAGAUGGCAUCGAUUUCAAGUGUGUCUAUGGUCGCGAAGCAAAACGAUUAAUGCAAGAAGUGCAUGAAGGCGUGUGUGGGGCCCAUCAAGCGGGUCCAAAGCUGCGUUGGCUUAUCAGGAGACAUGGCUAUUAUUGGCCCAGUAUUUUACAGACUGUAUCGCAUUUGCGAAAGGAUGCCAAGAUUGCCAGGCACAUGGACCAGUCCAGCACAUCCCCAAUGUUCCCAUGUAGCCCAUCAUUAAACCUUGGCCUGCGCGGGGCUGGGCUUUGGACUUGA
Molecule: messenger RNA, 1401 nt
Organism: Rosa chinensis
Lineage: Eukaryota; Viridiplantae; Streptophyta; Magnoliopsida; Rosales; Rosaceae
Exons: 5
Coding region: 1-1401 (466 amino acids)
Source: RefSeq, a predicted model, not a curated record